This is a messenger RNA of Acanthoscelides obtectus, 7220 nucleotides long. The record is from the annotation of a GenBank genome assembly. NCBI's taxonomy places the organism in Eukaryota, Metazoa, Arthropoda, Insecta, Coleoptera, Chrysomelidae.
AGCAUGUAUCAUACUUAAUAUAACAAAAUUCAUAAGACUGUUAAGAAACACCUCUUGAAUAAAGAUAAGGGGACAAGGAACUAUUAGAGAUAAUGAUAUGAAUUUAUGGUAUUUUUAAAGAUGUGCAAUGAUCCCUUUAUUUUGGCUUAUUUACUUGAUUGUUCUAACUUGUGUAUAUUAUAAUCAUAUUCAGAAUAAUGUAUAAACAGCAAAACUUUACAUUGUAACCAAAUGAACCAUAUUUACUGGUGAAUAUGAAUCAUACUUAAUAAUAAAAUUCAUGAUGGUUAAGUAGAAACACUGAAAUAAAGAUAAGGGACAAAUAACUAUUAGAGAUCAUGAUAUGAAUACCUGGUAUUUUUAAAAUGUGUCAGGAUCCCUUUAUUCUGUCUCAUUUACUUGAUUAUUUAUUUUAACUUAUAUGUAUGAAUGAAUAGUUGAUCACAGAUCAUGCACAUGGGUAAUUCUACAGUUUCAGAUCUUGUUUCUUUCAAUAAUUUUUGUAAACUAAAUAUCAUUGUUCAUACUCUGCAUUCAAACUUCAUUUAGUUACUUAUUUAAUCUGAACAUACAUAGGUUCAUACAGGCCCCAAAUCACAAAAUGUGGUGAAUGACUACUACAAUUUCAAAUAAUGUUGAUGUAGUAUUAAUACUCACUUGUUUGUGAUCUUUUGAAACUGAUCACUGGCAAACACUUUGUCACCAGAUAUUAGUGUCAAACAACUGCAGAAAUAGGAAUGCUAUAAUGAGCGUAAUGUCAGUUUAGACAUUUUAUGUUUUGGGGGAUGACAUUAAUUUGUAUAAUGUAUAUUUGAGGGCAUUCAGUUGUACUUACUAUAGUGUUAUUAACUUGUAUAAAUGUAUAUUGUGUACUAACAUUGGUAGAUGUAUUAUAUUUUUGUAAACAGUGGGAAGCCAUUGAAUGAAUAAACUAUCUGGUCUAAUUUUAAUUGACUUUAUUAUUUAUUCUCUUUGUUAUUUGCAAUAACUUCUGAGGUAGGUGUGCUCUUCAUCUUGCAACAAAUGAGCAUUUUUAUUAUCCUCUGAAAUAUGACUGUUGGAUCAUACAUUUCUAGAGAAUAUGUUUCAGAAGUUGAAUUUGCAAGUUAACAUUUCGAAACAAUUAUUCUGGACCGUGGAAGUUAUGGAAACUAUAUUCGUUUGUGUCAAAUGUGACAUAGAAUCAUGACCUCCAAGAUUGUACACUAUAAGAUUUCAUUUCAUUUUGUGUACUGAUACAGAAUCAGACUUUCUUCCAAAACUGUUGUAGACUUUGAGAAAUCAUUAUGUCACUAAUUUAAUGGUUUUGAAAGUAAUUCUUAACACAUACCUACAAUAUUCAUACUUCUUUCAGAUUGCAGGUCAUUGUUUGUCUGGACAUAUAUCCAUUAAAGGAAAACUACAGGAAUGGUAAUGGAGGCUCCCCCAUCUCCUCAGAGUGUAGGCAGGGAAUUUGUUAGACAGUACUACACGCUGUUGAACAAAGCCCCUACCCAUCUGCACAGAUUCUACAACCACCAGUCAUCCUUCAUCCAUGGUGGUUUGGACCUUCAUAACCGUGAAACAAGCCCCGUUAUCGGCCAGAAACAGAUCCAUCAAAAAAUCCAGCAACUGAACUUCCGGGAUUGUCAUGCUAAGAUCACCCAGGUGGACUCGCAGGCCACCCUGGGCAACGGAGUGGUUGUCCAAGUGACCGGCGAACUAUCCAAUGCUGGCCAGCCGAUGCGUCGCUUCACUCAAACGUUCGUUUUGGCAGCACAAUCGCCGAAGAAAUAUUACGUUCACAACGAUAUCUUCCGUUACCAGGACGAGAUCAUCUCCGACGAGGAGUGCGACGCUGAUCAACGUUCUGACGUAGACGAGGAUAUUGGCCAGGACAGACAGGUGAUCAACGACGUCCAACAGUCGUUGUCCACUCAACCCACUGCUGCGGCCGGCGCUGGCGGCAUUCCGCCAUACUAUCCCGCUGCUGGCGGCGGCGCCCCGAUGCCGCCCACGAUGCCCCAAGUGCCGAUGCACCACAACCAGCAGCCUCCGGUGCCGAAUGCAGCUCAGCAACACGUGCUCAGCAGCCCACCCCAGCAGGUGGCUACUGUCAACGGAGCUAUACAUCCGGAUGAUAUUAGCGUCAUUCCAGGUCAAGUGCCGAAUCACGUGCCCCCGACCGCCCAAUCCCAGACCAUGGGCGGCGCAGUGCCGUCGGCCAUGCAACAGCCGCCCCAACAGCAACAGCCUGCCAACGCGAUGUUGCAACAGCAGGCUGUUGCCGCCCCCAUCAACGACCACCAGCAGUUGCAGCAACCAACUGAGGAGGCUGCAGAAGAGAAACAGAUUGACGAUUGGGAUACUUUGGUCCAGCCACAACAGCAGUCACAACAACAGCAGCAACAGCCGCAGGACAAUGGACACCACGAACCGGAACAGCCACAGGAAUCAGCACCGAACGAGCCUAAAACAUACGCGAACCUCCUGAAAUCCGGCAACACCGGCAGCACGAUGAAUUUCAACAACGCCGCCCAGAACAGCGUCGCGGCCGCUCAACCCCAGCCGUACGGCAACGCCCGCGCCGUUUCGCCCGUUGCGAUGGGCGGUGCGGGCAGACCGAUGGGCGGUCCGAGGGCGGACGGGCCACCGGGACAGACUGGCGGGCAGCAGAGGCCGCCCAGGCAGGAUUCGAUCAGGGGAUCGCAGGGCGGUAUGAGGGGGUCUGUUGGCAAUGAUGAUGGAUUCGAUGACAGGCGACGAUCUCAGGGUGGCUUCAACGACGUAAACCAGCUGUUCUUGGGCAACCUUCCGCACACAGCGACAGAAGAUGAACUCAGGGAGAUAUUCAGUGAAUUUGGUGAAAUUAUGGAUCUCAGAAUACACAGCAAACCACUAAGCAAAAUCGGCGGACAACCCGGAGGACGAGCGCCUCCCAACUAUGGUUUCAUCACUUACAAACUGCAACAACACGUACAGGCCUGCCUUAUAUCUAAGCCGAUCUUCUACCCGCGCGGCGACAAAAACGGCACACAAUUGAACGUCGAAGAGAAGAAACCCAAGGACAGGCCGCCGUACAGCGGCGGCGCGAGCGGGGGCGGCAGUCGCCAGAGCAUGGACGGCGGCCCUAGGGGUGGCCGAGGGGACCGCAGCGGCAUGCCCCCUAGGGACGACAGACGCAUGGGAGGCGGCGCCCCCGGCGGACCGAACAGAAACGCCGGCGGACCGCCCCCGAACAGAAGCAACAGCUACCAGAACAGAAACGCCAGCGGCGGACCUCCGGGACAAAGGGGCGGGCCUAAUUCGUACCGUCGCUAACCCGACACUACCUGUCCCAUCUUUCCUCUUCCUCGUAAAACUGCGUUUGAUUGGUGUUGAGCGGUGAGCUUUGGGUGCGUUUAGCGUUGCUGUUGCUCGACAUUUUGAUAGAUUGAGUUAAAAACGCCAUGUGAUAGCAGCGGCUCGGCUUGAAUUAGAUGUGGCGAGCUUAAGUUCGGGUAAUAAAUUAUUGCCAUAAGUAGGUGCAGUUGUCACGUACGCUAGUAACGCUAUUCGUAGCCAUCGUGUAUUCCUUCAACCCGAAUCGGGCGCAGUUUUCCGCACCCGUUUCCCCUUAGAAUUCGACGAGUGAAGGACUUUCGACGUGAGUUUUGUGUGUAAGGAACGUGCAAGGGCGUGUGCGCAGCGUUUUUCGUCGUCGAUAUCGGAGCUGAUUUCCACUUAGUGCCAAUAGUGGAACUGUUUAGCUGCAGUGUAUUUUAAUUCAAACCUGUUUUAUUUAUCUGGUCAACCGGUUGCUGGCCGUUUAUAAGCGCGAAUGCCAAUCAGUUUAGGUGGUCUUUCUAAUGGUUCUCUGCCACAUCAGCGAAAAUUGAACCAAUUUUCUUCACAUUGUCACUACGCACUUUAGGAAAUUUUGUAUGAAGGCUGUGGAGUUUAUUAAUAAAACCUUGAAUUUAGCUGUGGUUCGAUGCUUUUGAUUUAUUGAUAUACUUACGAAUAAAAUUUAAUUAGAAAUUCUUUCAACAACAUGAGGAAUAAUUUUUGGCGAAGUCAAGAUAAAAAUGGUAAGAAGUAAUCAUUGAUCAUUUUCAUCAUCAUCUAAAGAAAAACAAAUUACUGCAGAAUUGUUUCCAGAUACUAAGAUUUUCAUAAAUGAAUACAAAGUUUCAUCAAACACCCCCUAGCAGAAAAGCUUGCCAUGACACGAAAAAGAAGUUUAUUGAAGAGUCUGUUGAAGUAGAGAUGCUGGAAGAUAUGCGUCGUCUCAAGAGAAAUGAAGGAAGGGAUGCUAAUGAAACUGACUCUUUGGAAUCAAAGAGCUUGAAGAACUGGAUUCUUUCAACGCAUCACCAAAUCAGAAAGAAGUUUCCGCUGAACCUAAAUCGCCAUCACAAGCACCAAUACCCAAUUCGAGCAAAAUGAUAAUACUCAGGCGAAAGAUUGAAGAAGACAAAGCUAGUCAGAAGGAAAACGCAACAGAAUCCAGUUCGUAUGUUACACAAAAAAAGUAAGAUUGAUUGUCAAGAGGAAGAGAAUAUGACUUGCCCAGCAAACAUUCAAUAGCCCGCAAGGGGCAGCAAAUCAACCAAACCGCAACCAUUCAACAAUCUAAAACUAAGACCUGAUAAGAAAAUCGCGACAGCAGCACAGACUUCUUUGGAAUGCAAGAGAAACAUUGAGAAUGAAGGAUACGAGGAUCAAAGAGGUGAAUCAUCUCUGGAAAGCAAUGGCACUACCUCUGCGUCUUCUAGAUGUAUGAGUAAUUUGAAAAUCAAACCAAACUGUAGCUGCAAGCAGUGCGACCCAUUGGUCUAUUACUAACCCCGGUGGCGAUAAAUAUGAGAACAAGCCUAAGGUCGUACUAACUGGGGACCAAAACACCAAUUUGUCACAGAAGAGGAUGCUCCUUGACAAUACUGAAAAAGAAAGCUGUGUAAAAAAGAGGUGAGUCCGCCAAUGCGAGGGAUAAUCAUUUUUUGACCUAUAUUUCCGUAUACUUCAUCAAAAAGGUAUUUAGUCAGCCUAGAAUGUUUAGGUUACAUACUUCUUACAAUACAAUCUUUGAAAUGAAAAAUGUUUUGGAAUAAAGUAAAUAAUUACAAUGAAAAAAAAGAAAUGAACAAAUCAAGUGAAAGUUAGAAUUAACAAUUACAUACUUAUUUUAAUAUUUUAAAUUUAUUUAAAAAAAAUUGGUAAAAUCAAGGCAAAUGUUUUUUUUGUUUAUCUCUUUUUAUUGAUGAAAGAAAUUAGUAAUCAUGUCUUCGUUGAUGCUCUCUUGGGAACAUUUUUAAGAAACCUUGGGCCAUUUAUUAAUUUAGUACUUGUGAUAACCAUAAAAAACUACCGGAGGCGAGCGGGGGAAAACACCUUAUGUCACUUUCUUCAGAAUCACGCCACUUCCAAUUUUUCUGUAAAAUCUCUACUACAAAUCUGAGGUACCAUUAAGAUGCUAUUUAACACGGCAUAACAAAGCUUCUCACAUAGUGUAAAUGAGAAUUAAACACCAUUUUUUAAAUUAGUUAUGAAAUGAUUCUGAAUUGAGUAAUAUUAAAUUCUAUAAAUUGGGUUCCGAACCAAUUCUUUGUUACGAUGCUCUAAAAAGACAAAAUUUUGUGAUAGUCUUAUAGUAAUUGUAUAUAAAAAUCCUUCAUUUUUCAGCUUAGUUUACAACUCAAAAUGUUGUGAAAAUUUCAAUUCCACUGAUUUCCUACUGUCCUUUGUGCUUCUCAUGAAGUACAGAUUGUUUUACCAAGGUUCAAUACAGUUUAUUUCAAAGUUAAUUUGAGAUUUGGAAUAUAAGUAAUUUUUUUCAGUUGUGGCAUUUGAAAUGGAAUAUGGUGUUAGUAUGCUUAUGAAUAGGAAAUGAAGCUUGGGGAUUGAUCUUACAGAAUAGUAAUUUUGUGAUAUUUUGUUGAACAAUUCAAAUUCCAUAAAACUGAUGAAUGAAAACGCGAUAAAAUUGAAUUUUUGACAAAAUGCUAUGGCAGCAGAUAAAAAUUAGCUAUGUGCAAUAUACAGAGGAGACGUUUUCUUCCGACAACUUGUGCUUUAAUAAAAUUUUGAUAAUUAGUAACUUUCCAUCAUUCGCUUCUAAUAGCAUCCAAAUUUGAGAUGUUUAUUUCCUAUAUUGACAACCAUACCAAUAGAAAGGCCACGAUGUUUUUUAUAAUAAUCGUAUGUACUGUUUUGCCUUCCACUUACUUCACGUAGCUGUUUUUACUAGUUUCCAAUUUUGCUUUUUCGAUGAACUGUCGGGUCAAAUUAGAAGUCAUCAGCGACAUGUCCCUAGAAUAAUUCAGGGAUUUGUCUGCUAUAUAGGAAUUGCAGGCAUUGUACCUUUCAUAAUACUUCAUAUAACUGAUAGUUUUUUCAUAAUAAUUCAUGUAACUGUUCGUUUUUCUGUGCUUCCUGAAUUGAUUGGAGGGUCAAGGUAUUGUUUGAGUACUUAUUGGCUGUGUUGUGUAAUUUUUGAUUGGCAUUGUGCUGUUAGAAUGUCAGCAGCAUUUAUACUUUGUCUGCAAAAGGCAUAUGUAGGUCCAUGACAGCUCAAGAGUGUCACAUAUUGUUUUUAUGGUUUGAAAUUUAAUAUAUUUCACAGCUUGUGAACCACUCGUCAAUUUUGUAUUACUGUUAUUUUUUUAAUUAUACUGCUAGUAUUUAUGUACAAUUAUUUAAACUGUAACUAGACUCAUGUAAAAACAAUAAUGUGCUUUGAAUUCCUGCCACUGUCAUUUUAAAUAGAUAUGUGCGGAAAAUUCCAUUUUUAUUUAAGAACACUUUCUUAAUAGCAUAAAAAAUGGGUUCCUUGAAAGAUGUUCAUCUACGAGUAUACAUCGUGCCUAUUGAUUUUGAGAACGGUUAGUCUUGAAAUUUAUAUGCGCCGUGUAUUUAUUUAAAAAUCCCAGUCAAAUUUUCUGUUAACAGGUCAAAAUACAUAUUUUUGAUUAAAUGAAGUAAUGCAAGGGGUGUAAUACAUGUUUUUCAAAAAAUUUAAGCAUAGUAUCUCUAAGGCUAGAAGAAUGCAUUUUACGUUAUUUCGAAUAGCAACAAAUAUAGACGUGUUUUAUAAAUACUUUUUAUUUGUGAGUUGUUAAAUAUCAUUUCCAGCGGUAUUCCAAGUUUUUAUUUGAAUUUUUCAUUAACCAGUUGAAAAAGAAACGUUAACUGAAAAUAAAGUAAAAGAAACUUGAACAUGUUUCCUUUCCCUUCUACUCUACCUUAACGCAAUGUACAAA